AUGCGCUUAAAACACAUCUUUAAUCACAACCGGCAUUCAACAAAACAUUCACGAUCAAGCCAUGUUCGAAGCAGGCAGCCCUCAAUUUCGACACUUUUUUGUUCUUUAAUUACUGUGCUUGCUUCAACAACACUUCCAGUCGAUGCCCAGAUUGAUAUCCAACAAGUUCAAAUCCCUACAAUAUCAGGAUCUAUGGGAUCUAUGGGUAUUGUGGGCCGUUAUGAGGGUAUCUCAAAGUAUCAAUUUGUAGGCCAACAGUCUGAACAAACUUUAAAUAAUACUUUUUUUGAUUCCAUUAUAGCGCAAGUUGAUGGACAGUAUUAUUAUACGAUUAAUACCUGUAAUGGCCAUAUUUAUACUUCUUGCCAAAUUGAUGAUCUUAUCUUUUUUCAAGGGAACUUUUCUUCUUUUGGUUCGGUAAAAACAUCAAUUGGUCUCGCACAGUUUAAUGUUUCAUCCACAGAACUAGACAUAAUACCCAACUCAGAAAAUCUUUUUCAAAGUAGCAAUACUUCAAAUAUUUAUACACUAUUCUGUGAUACUCAAAAUAAAUUUCUAUAUCUUGGAGGUAACUUUUUCUUUCAAAACGCUACUGGUACUGCAGUUUAUGACCUUAACUCGCAAAGCUGGGACCUUCCUGCUUUUGGCGGUUUUCCUAAUGGAAGUAUUAUCAAUUCUAUUAUUUCUACAGAUCCUUCUGCUGAACAAUCUACUAUUAUUUUUGGAGGAAAAUUUUCCGGUCUUGCUAAUGAGUCUCUUAUUUCCAAUUCAUCAUCUGAAAACCCUGAAACUAUUGAAAUUCAACGCAUCUCUUUUACUCCGGCAACAAUAUACGCAGAUGGCUCUGCCGAAGAUUCAAAUCCACGUUCCAUAAUUUGCCCAUCGGGCUCUCAAUCUAAUUGGGAAAUGUCAGCUGACCGUGUAGGAUCGUGGAGCGCUGAAUGGCCUUUUUAUUUAAACCCAACUUCCAUUCGUCUUUAUAACCUUGAUGAUUCUAAUAAUGGUCUUAGCCUAUUUCGUGUUUUGUCAUUCCCUUCAAAUAGCAUCAUGAAUUUGACAUAUGUCAAUCAGUCUUCUAACUCUGUCGUUUAUUGUGAUGCAUGGUGUCCUCUUCCUCAUUAUUCAGAACAAGAAUAUGUUGAUUUUACUUUUGUAAAUGUCGUUGGUACUAAUACGAUUCAAAUUGAAAUGCUUGAUUCAUAUGGCUCCUAUGCAGGUCUUUCAGGAAUUGAACUAUUUCAACGAGAUUCUUAUACUUUCGCUAAUGAUAGUUUUAAUUAUCAAAUUGAAUGUGGUCAGGCAUCGCUUUUUACUCCGACAACCAAACUUAAAGGAUCAUUUCAAUCUCCCAGUGUUAGUGCGUCCACUUAUGUCACUUCUUAUAUUACUGACCAAAAUCAGCUUUCGGAAGUUGCAGUAAUUUACGAGCCUAACAUUACAGUUUCUGGAAAUUAUACUAUUAAACUUUACACACCGGGUUGUGUUCAAGAUGGAACUUGUGUCACUAGAGGCGGUGUGAAUGUCACUAUUGAGCCAGGAACAAAUUUACCCAUAUCCACUGUCAUUCUUUAUGAGACAAAUUAUUACGACAAGUAUGAUCUGAUUUACAAUGGUACAAUGGAAAAGAUAACAUCGAACUAUCGUCCUAAAAUUACAGUUCAACCCAUACUAGAUCAACAAGUUCCUGUCACUUUUGUUGCUGACCGUCUUCAAACAAUCCUUGUAUCUGUUGAGAAGGGAUUGACUAUUAGAAAUAUUUUUGAAUAUUCGCCAUCAAAUUUCACUACAAACUCGUACUCCCCAGUUGGUAAUACGACAAUCAAUCAGGUUGGUUCACUUCUCAGCAAGGACUCAGAAAUUUACGCGUUGUCUCUUGCCAACGCCUCUUCUAUUUAUGUUGCUGGCAAUAUAUCUUCUGAGUCACUAGGUUAUAAUAUUUUCAAAAUCGAUAAUUCUGCAAAUAGUGCUGGUGCUAUUCCUUUUCAAGAUUUUGGACUUAAUAAUAUCGUGACAAAUCUUGUUCAUGUCAACAAUGAUACAACUUUAGUAUUAGGAAACUUUACUAACUUGGGAAAUUCAUCGGAAUCAAGCUCAUUCAAUUACGCAACUUUUUUAGAUACCUUGAGCGGAACAUUUUCUUCUUUAGGAAAUGGUACAAAUGGCCCUGUUUUAAGAGCAUCCCUUUUUAACCUUAAUGGAACUGAUGUAUAUGUUUUAGAGGGCAACUUUUCUCAAAUUAAGUCAGCAAAUACAACUUAUGAUCUUUCUGAUGGGACACUGCCUAUCUGGGUUACAGACCAAGAUGCUUGGAUUUCGGAAUCAACAUUCAACACCAUUUUUAUUCAAGGCCGUGUAACAGCCUCUUCAUAUUUCAACGAUACAAAUUAUUAUACUGGUUACUUACGAGUAUUGACUUCUCUUUCCUCUGGUGCUUCCUACACCGAUGCUCAGUUCAACCUGAGACCUAUGCCUUUUACAUUUAUCACUAGCAAUGGUGCCUCCAACUCCACCGAAGAAAAUACAACUCUUAAACGUCGAUCUGUUCUUCCAUCUACUGAUGGAAAUACUCUUUAUACUGGAACUUUUGCUAAUUCAUCUUUUUCUAUUAUGGGUGGCCAUUUCAAUGUUAAAGCUAAUGAUAAUCUUAUUUAUUCUAAUUUGGUUAUGACUACCGAAGAUGAUCAAGUUUAUGGUCUCCCAAAUAACACUAUUGAAAAUUCUUCUACAUUCUACUCACUUUAUGUUUCUGGCAAUAUCUUAUAUGCUGGUGGACUGAUAACUGGAACAGUAAACAGCAAUACUGUUUCAGGACUUGUUUUUUACGAUCUUUUUGCUAGGUCAUAUACACAGACUCAACCUCCAGGUCUUAGCGGAGGUACUGGUGUUGUCAAUAGUAUUACAAAACAACCAAAUUCAAACCUUCUAAUUGUUGCGGGUGGUUUCCAACUUGCUGGAAGUCUUUCUUGUAGUGCUAUGUGUAUCUAUGAUUUAGAGAGCACUCGUUGGCAAAGCCCUACCCCAGGUCUUGGAGGUGAAGUGACAUCAAUGAUAUUUCUAGGGAAUGAUAUUGUUGUACUUGCUGGUGAUUUGACGUUAAAUAACACUAGCAUAUAUUUAGCUUCAUAUGACUUCAAUUCUCGAUCUUAUACGACAUAUGGAGAGCAAUCCACAGGUCUUCCUGGUCCCGUUAGCAGUAUUGUUUUAAAAUCGAAUGAUUUGGACUCAGUUUUUGCAGCAGGAAUUGAUACAAGUACAAAAGAUUCUUAUAUUACUUACUGGAAUGGCAGUACUUGGUCUCGAAUUGACACCCAAUUACAAAACGGGACAAUAAUAAGUGAUUUGGCUUUAUUACAAGUGGAAACUUCUCAUAAUACUAAUUCUCUUCUUUUUGAGAAUGAGGUUCUUCUAUUAUCUGGAAAUAUUAUUGUACAAGAUUUUGGCAGUGUAUCAUCUGCUAUGUUUGAUGGCGAGAGUAUCACUCCUGUAUUUCUUACUGCUAAUAAGGAUGGAACUUCCGGAGCAAUAAAUUCUUUUUUCACACAACAGAAACUAGUUUUUGGCAAUCCUACAGUCAAAAAACACAUGAAAAAAGUAUUUGUAAUUUUAAUAUCUCUAGCUAUUGCUAUAGGAUUGACAUUUAUAAUUAUGGCACUUGGAUUAGGCAUAGCAUAUUUAAGACGACGACAAGAGGGAUACAUACCAGCCAAUAGUCGUGUUUCAGAGAUGGAUAUGGCUGAAACUAUACCACCAGCAGAACUUUUAGCUGAAAUGAAGCAUGUACCAGAUCAUGAAAACCAUACCAAUUAUGAGUCCCCUAAGCUACAUUCUAGCCGGUAA
Magnusiomyces paraingens is the source of this 3837-nucleotide messenger RNA. RefSeq lists its product as uncharacterized. The transcript is spliced from 2 exons. Bases 1 to 3837 code for a protein of 1278 amino acids. The record is from RefSeq and is a predicted model, not a curated record. Gene Ontology annotation, molecular function: protein binding. Gene Ontology annotation, biological process: cellular bud site selection; positive regulation of establishment of bipolar cell polarity regulating cell shape. Gene Ontology annotation, cellular component: cellular bud scar; cellular bud neck; plasma membrane of growing cell tip. NCBI's taxonomy places the organism in Eukaryota, Fungi, Ascomycota, Dipodascomycetes, Dipodascales, Dipodascaceae.